AUGUUUACGACCAACUUAGAGGCACUUAAGACCUACAAUGAAGGAGCUUAUCACUCUCUGCAGUCUACUGUACCGGUGACAUGGUCCAGUGCAUUCUUCAAGCUUGGAUCAUGCUGCAAUGACAACCUAAACAACCUGUCAGAAUCAUUCAAUAGAAGUGUUAGGGAGUCUAGAAGGAAACCUCUUCUUGAUAUGCUGACAGAUGUUAGGAGAAAGACCAUGGUGAGAAACACAAAGAGAACCAUUUUGACCAACAUGUGGAAUAAACGGUUCACGCCAAGAGAAGAUAAGGAGAUUGAGCUUAACCGGCAAAGAGCUAAGGAUUGCAUUAGAUAUAUGACCACUGGACAGGUGCAUGAGAUUGAGUAUCACAAUGAUGCAGACACCAACAACAUGGCUGAGAAAACAUGCAGUUGUGGCAACUGGAAGUUGAAAGGUUUGCCUUGUAUGCAUGCUAUGUGUGUCAUCACAAACACAAGAUUAGAUCUUAAUGAUUAUGUCUCUGAUUUCUACUUGACUUCAAAAUGGCGCCAGCUAUAUGCAGAAGGUAUGAAGCCAGUUAAAGGGAUGCAAUCGUGGCCAAGAUUAGGUCGGCUCCCUAUUCUUCCACCACCCUCACGCUUCAACUGUGGGAGACCUAACGAUCAUUCUAGAAAGAAAGCUCAUCAUGAGUCUUCUUCUAAUCCACACAAGCUUACCCGCCAUGGUCGAGUUCAUACUUUCUCAAACUGUAGGAAGGAAGGCUAUAACAAGACUAUGUGUCCUAAUCCAGCCGCAGCUCCUCCACCAAAACGUCCUAGAGGUCGCCCACGGAAAGAACAGGGAUGGUCUUCAAACUUGCAGCCAGGAGCUACUCAAGGAUCAUCACAAAUUCCCCCUUCUCAAUCAUCACAAGGAGCAUCACAAGAAGUGUUUGGGUUCUCUACAUAA
Messenger RNA from Brassica oleracea var. oleracea, 930 nucleotides. RefSeq lists its product as uncharacterized. Gene Ontology annotation, molecular function: zinc ion binding. The transcript is spliced from 2 exons. Bases 1 to 930 code for a protein of 309 amino acids. The record is from RefSeq and is a predicted model, not a curated record. NCBI's taxonomy places the organism in Eukaryota, Viridiplantae, Streptophyta, Magnoliopsida, Brassicales, Brassicaceae.